AUGGCCACCUUCUGCAUGCAGACGCUCGGGUGCGAGGUGUCGGCCAUCAACACCGUGAAUUACAGCAACCACGUAGGCUACAAGCGCUUCAAAGGCCGCAAAAGCACCGCAGACGAAGUCGCCGAGCUCUACGCCGGCCUGAAAGAUGCAGGCCUCAACAACUUCGACGUCCUGCUCUCGGGCUACUGCCCGUCCGCCGCGCUCGUCGAGCAAGUGGGCAUCAUUGCCCGCGAGCGCCGCCUCGAAGCUAACACCUCGCCCGGCUCCUUCUUCUGGAUCCUCGACCCCGUCAUGGGCGAUAAUGGCCAAAUCUACGUCGCGGAGGAGACGGUGCCGGCGUACAAGAGCCUGCUGCGGGACGCGGAUCUCAUUCUCCCAAACCAAUUCGAAGCAGAGCUGCUGUCCGACGUCAAGAUCCGGGACUUCGACUCCAUGCGUCAGGCCAUCCGAAAACUCCACCAAACGUACCAAGUGCCGCACGUAAUGAUCACAUCAGUUCGCCUACCCCCCACGCAAGCCAACACGCCAUCGAAAGAGCCCCACCCAGCAAGCAUGGCGAAGCUCUCCGUCGUAGGCUCGUCCGCCAACUCCAAAGGCGAGCCGCGCAUGUUCCGCAUCACCGUGCCCGCGCUCCCCGUCUUCUUCUCCGGCACAGGCGACAUGUUUUCCGCCUCGCUCGUUGCGCGUCUCCGCGAAGCGGCGCAGCACGCCGGCCUCCUGCAGACGGAGCACUGGCAGUCGCCCGACGACGUGCAGAGUGCAGACCUCCCGCUCGCGAAAGCGACGGAAAAGGUGCUGGCUUCGAUGCAUAUUAUUUUGAAGGAUACGGCGGAGCACUACGAGGUGGCGGCGGAGAAGUACCGCGACUCGAUGGACAACCAGUUGAAUUUGGGGCAGGGAGAGGAGGCGAAGGAGGCGAAGGAGAUGGAGAGGCAUUUGAGGCUGACGCGCGCGGCGGAGGUGAGGGUGGUGAGGAAUGCGGAAGUUUUGCGCCAUCCGCCGGACGUUGGGGAGUUUAAGGCGCAGGCUGUGGAAGAGGGAGACGUGAAGGGGGACCACGGUGAGGAUGAUGUUGCGGAUGAAUUGGGGGUGUUGAAAGUUGCUGGGGGCGAUGGCGCUGCUCAUCAGACGUAG
This is a messenger RNA of Neohortaea acidophila, 1134 nucleotides long. Its product is annotated as Ribokinase-like protein. The transcript is spliced from 2 exons. Gene Ontology annotation, molecular function: pyridoxal kinase activity. Lineage: Eukaryota; Fungi; Ascomycota; Dothideomycetes; Mycosphaerellales; Teratosphaeriaceae. The coding region runs from base 1 to 1134 and encodes 377 amino acids. The record is from RefSeq and is a predicted model, not a curated record. Gene Ontology annotation, biological process: pyridoxal 5'-phosphate salvage. Gene Ontology annotation, cellular component: cytosol.